Messenger RNA from Pseudocercospora fijiensis CIRAD86, 408 nucleotides. RefSeq lists its product as uncharacterized. The transcript is spliced from 4 exons. NCBI's taxonomy places the organism in Eukaryota, Fungi, Ascomycota, Dothideomycetes, Mycosphaerellales, Mycosphaerellaceae. Bases 1 to 408 code for a protein of 135 amino acids. The record is from RefSeq and is a predicted model, not a curated record.
AUGAGCUUGAUUGAUCGCUCAAAAGACACCGCCAUGUUGCUCGAAAAGGUCGUGAUCAAGGCAAUGUACCCGACAUCUCUGGAUAACCAUACAGUAAGCAUAUCUCGACCCUUGCGAUCCCAAGGAGAUAGCUCCAGAGUCCAUAUGAUUCGACAACAUGCUACGACGGACCAGACUGCUCAUGAGCGAACUUCGGCCUGUCUGCCGAGCAAUGCGCCCACGUAUCCGUUAUCCAUCGAAGUUUGCCACAACUCCCACUUCUUCUUGCUCCAGACGUCCACAGGCCUGACGCUGCGCGAUAUACGGGCGCGUGAGCAAAUUCGACGGAAUCCAACUUACGGUGCCUGGCUGGUCAGCAUACCGAAUUCCUGGGAUUUCUCAUCACAUUCUCGGCCGCAGACGAACUGA